Molecule: messenger RNA, 2886 nt
Organism: Stereum hirsutum FP-91666 SS1
Lineage: Eukaryota; Fungi; Basidiomycota; Agaricomycetes; Russulales; Stereaceae
Exons: 9
Coding region: 1-2886 (961 amino acids)
Source: RefSeq, a predicted model, not a curated record
AUGUCUGCCUUGACUGUUGAAGAGGAUGGCUCUAAUAGAGAGCAAGCUUUCACGAGUGUAACUGAUAGGCUCGAUAAACUGAUCGUAUUGAUGGAGGCUCAAGCAAAGUAUAUGCAACCAGUUGCAAAAACAGAGACGGGCUCCAGAGAGGCUCCCGCUCCAUCGUCCGUUUUUCAGGAGGUGUCCGAACAUCUACGCAGGAUUCAUGAGAAGCAAGCUGCAGCAGACAUGGCAUCGAGGCAGCCACUGCCUCAGAGCUCGGCGACGAGUGCUAGUGCUUGGAGUGCCCUUCUGCGCUCGCAUAUGAACAACGUGGAUCCCAUCAUCAGCCAGUGGCGAGGUACUCUCGAUACAUUGUUGAUCUUUAUUGACCAUGAUCGUAUUCCUCGUCACAAACAGAUCGCCCUUUUUUCCGCGAUAGUUACAGCUCUUUACGUCCAGUCCCUGGCCAGCCUCUCCCCGGACACAGGUGAACGAACGAACGAGUUACUCCAGAACCUGACCGAAGUCGUCAUCGUACUCCAAGGUGCAAGCGGGGUGAAUUUGAACUUCACCCAACCAUCGCUCUUUGAGCCAGCAACCAGCGUAAUACGGCUCAACUUCUAUUUCUCUAUUUCUCUUGUUCUCAGCAUUUCUGUGGCUGCUCUAGCUGUUACGAGUCGUGGGUACAUCACGAUGCUCACUCGCUCUAAGCAUCGUCAAGCUCACAAGAAGUUGGGCGAACUGCAUCGUCGAUGGCUGGAGGCCAAUCGCCUUCUCGCGCCUGCCAUAGAAGCGCUACCACAGCUGUUGAUCCUGCCUGUGCUGCUGUUUAUCGUCGGCCUGAUCGACAUGCUCUUGUCUAGCUCAAUUCCUCUCUCAAACUCUGACGCGCUCCUAUUUGCGGCUGGUGUCAUCUCGUGCAUCUUCAUCGUGGCCAUAGGCAUCUACAUAAUUUGGACAGUAGUCCAUGGCUGUACGCAUCCCGACCUGUCCCCCUUCCAGUCAACUUUGUCGAGAGUACUUGUGUCUCGUGGUCCUGGCUGGCUCAAGACUAUGAAAGACAUGCCUUCGACAUGUCUAAAGCUAUGGUACAAAAUCGUGACGAGUUUCCGAAAAAUGAAGAAUGAUUACUUGUUACCAUUGUUCAAUGCACAACAAGGUGAUAGGCACAAUGAUAACGGCUCUCUGCAUCAUGAGCCAGUUGUCGCAGUGCCUAUUCGGGACCAUCCUCCUAUUAUUUAUACUGCUGCAGAUUUUUACGGCCCACACACAGUUAUCGCGAUGCAUGAACACGAAGCUUUCCAUGCUGCCUUGCACCAUACGCAUGAUUACGAUGUACUUGAUCAGGCUGCUGCUGCCUUGCUUCCGUUGGCUAGAUCUCGGGUUCCUAUUAUACGGGGUCUUCUUCAUGGACUAGAUAGAAAACCAUGCAUGUCUCCUCUCGAGAAAAAGGCUAUACUCUAUCUUCUGUCGGACGAGGCCAGUAUUCGCAGCAACCUAACAGCAGCAGCUACCUUAUGUUUGUCCCAACCUUUCGAAGAACCUGAAUUUCUCCCUAUGCUUCAGCAUGCCGCUAUUCGCUAUUCGUACCACUGUUCCGGGCUCCGGACGUCCAAGCAACUUUUGAAUUGCGCCUUCACCAAGGCAAUGGCUAACAUCCUCUGUAACAAGGUUACAUCGCCGAUGACCCUCAGAAAUGCCCAUGAAGAACUUCUGACAAAAGCACCCGUGUUAGGCAUAUUAUUGACUGAUCGACGGAGCAUGUUCCACAACAGUAACUCAGCGCAGAGAGACAGGCCAGAAGGCGUGGCUCUUUAUGAUGUGAAUUUUGUUCUGGACAUCUUACGCAACUCAUUGAGACAGGACAUACCACAGUUGACACAAGUAGACCACUUUUUUUCUCACUCUGGGGUUACUCCGCUACUGGACAACCUGUCAACCUGCAGAGAUCAUGGAGUUCGGCCUUAUGGAAAUGAGUUCGGGACGCAUUCGGAUUAUUGGGAUCAUCCAAUCUUCGCAGCUUUGAUGCUGGGUUUCUCGACCACAGAGUCUCUUGCGGGCCAGUCUUUCAACGACAUUGACGGCCGUCAUCAGGCAGCCACGAAAGUAGUCAUGUGGUUUAUGGAGCGCUAUUUUUACUCACCACACCACUCGCUGCGUGUCGAUUUAUCUUCCGCCAUCAGAGGUAUUCUCAAGCAUCCUCUCAUGGAUGCUGUUCAUGAAGACCAUAUGUUCUUCGACCUGAAUGUCGGGACCGGCCGGGGCCCGGGCAUGUUUAAUUUUUCCUAUUUGAAGAAAAUAUUAACUAUCUACAGUGCGACUUACUACGCGAAGUACGCUGACUCCGUUCAGGGAAACUCUGCACAACUUGCCUUACACUCUCGCGGCAUCUUACAGGCUGCAGUUGAGGUUGUAAACUUUAUAUCUUUGAUUAGUGAAGUUCAUCCCUGUCACGGUCACUUAUUAGGUUGCAAAGCCUGUGAAGAUGAAAGAUUCAGUGCUGAUAACGGUGGUGUCCACUUCCUUCCGUCUCUCUUCUGUGCCUUGCAAGAUGUCACUGUCGUUUGUAUGUUGAGAAAGCUCCACCAUCGAGCUCCUUUCGUUCGCAUGACCGUCGAGGAAACAGAGCUUGUGCAAAAAUGUCUUUCGAGGCCUGAUGGUGGCCUUCCCAUUUAUCAUAAAGCACAUUCUCAUUCCGAGAAUGUUCGCCACAUCUGGUUCAAAUCAUUCAUGCGCUUUGCACCGGAAGUUCCAGUGCUUCCGCAUCACCUUUACCGUGCAGAACUCUUUGGUAUUGACAAUACGUUCAUGGAUAUCAACUGGACUUGGUUUGAAACUGCUCCGGAUGUCGCAAUCGAUUAUACUUACGUGAACGCAACUCUACGAUUUGGGAGGAAGGAGUGA